UCACACUUUCUCUCUCUCUCUCUCGUUGAGCAAACGGAUAUAAGCAAAUGGACGCGGCUUUCCUCUGAUAAUUUCCGAAACGUUUCCUCUAUCCUUCUGGAAAAUUUCUUCGUCUGCAAUCUAAAAACUCAAAAACCCAAUUCAAAAUGCCUGGUUUUAGAUCGAACCCACCAAAAAGGUUGCUCCUUUUUCUCAGUUUUUGCCUCCUCGUUGCUUUCACUUCAGCAAGCUCUCGCAUUUCCCACACAGGUGGUGGGAGAGGGGAUGAUGAUGCUGGUGGGUCGGUAGUAUGGGAAACAAGGAGGUCGCUUGCAAGCGGAACUGCCCAGAACUCGUCUCUGCUGUUGGCUGAGGAGAGGACGCGCAGGAGGGACCCACUUGAUAGUUUUAAUAAAUAUAAUGGUGGGUGGAAUAUCAGCAAUGAGCAUUACUGGGCUUCUGUUGGUUUCACUGCGGUUCCCUUCUUUGCCAUUGCUGCUGUCUGGUUUGUGAUUUUUGGGCUGAGCUUGUCCCUUAUCUGUCUCUGUUACUGCUGUUGUCCACGGGAGCCUUAUGGUUAUUCUAGAACAUGCUAUGCUCUCUCCCUCAUCCUACUUAUUUUGUUCACCCUUGCGGCAAUUGUUGGAUGCAUUGUUCUGUACACUGGUCAGGGAAAGUUCCACAGCAGCACAACAAAGACGUUGGAUUAUGUUGUGAGUCAAGCUGAUAAGACUGUUGAAAGCCUCAGGAAUUUGUCAGGUUAUCUUGGUGCAGCUAAGCGGAUUGGGGUUGACUCUGUAUUUCUGCCUUCCGACGUUCAGAGUAACAUUGACAAUAUUAUGACAAAGCUCGACUCUGCUUCCAGUACACUUGAUGAUAAAAGUGAAAAGAAUUCUAAGAGUAUACAAGAUGUCUUGGAUAGCGUGGGACUGGCUCUCAUUAUUGUUGCUGCUGUUAUGCUCUUUUUGGCCUUCCUUGGAUUUGUGUUUUCCAUUUUCGGGUGGCAAGCCUUGUAUACUUGUAAUUUGGUGAUUGUUGGGUGGGUUCUUGUUGCGGGUACAUUCAUAUUAUGCGGUGUAUUUCUCCUUCUCCAUAAUGUGGUUGCAGAUUCAUGUGUUUCCAUGGAUGAGUGGGUCCAGAAUCCCACAUCUCACACUGCAUUGGAUGAUAUCCUCCCAUGUGUGGACAAUGCUACUGCCCAACAGACUGCGAUACAGGCCAAGGAUGUAACCCACCAACUUGUUACUGUGGUUAAUCGUGUCGUCAACAAUGUCUCAAACGUUAAUUAUCCACCUAUUGCCGGACCUGUAUAUUUUAAUCAGUCUGGCCCACGACUACCUGUUCUUUGCAACCCUUUCAAUUCUGACCUCUCGGAUCGACAGUGUGCCCCUGGUGAGGUGGAACUGAAAAAUGCCACCCAGGUAUGGAAGCGUUAUGUCUGCGAGGCUUCUGCAACUGGUAUCUGUAGGACAGUUGGCCGGUUGAAUCCAAUCAUCUAUAGCCAAAUGGAAGCUGCAAGAAACGUGAGUUAUGGUCUGUAUCGUUACGGUCCAUUCCUGGUUGAUCUGCAAGACUGCACAUUUGUUAGGGUUACGUUCACCGACAUAAGUAAAAACAAUUGUCCUAGUCUGCGAAAACAUAGUGAGUGGAUCUACAUUGGCUUAGUAAUGGUAUCUGCAGCCGUGAUGUUGUCACUGAUCUUCUGGGUGAUCUAUGCAAGGGAGCGAAGGCAUCGAGUGUACACUAAAAAGUUUGCAUCUGCUAAAGCCGCCGAGGAAUUCGAAGACAAGGGUGCUUAAAGGUUUCCAUGUAUAAGUGGGCAUCGAACUUGGGUAAAAAUAUGUUUUCGUCCAUGUACAUUCGAGUGAUUUUACCUUCGGAGUUCUUUUGUACAUUGUGGUUUGGUUUUAUUACUAUGCAGUACUCAUUUGUGCUUCCUCAGAAACUCCAUUAGACAAAGCAGUAAUAUUUCGGAGCUGUCAUUCUAUUA
Pyrus x bretschneideri (Chinese white pear) is the source of this 1969-nucleotide messenger RNA. RefSeq lists its product as uncharacterized. Bases 147 to 1778 code for a protein of 543 amino acids. NCBI's taxonomy places the organism in Eukaryota, Viridiplantae, Streptophyta, Magnoliopsida, Rosales, Rosaceae. The record is from RefSeq and is a predicted model, not a curated record. Gene Ontology annotation, cellular component: plasma membrane; plasmodesma. The transcript is spliced from 9 exons.